Molecule: messenger RNA, 4257 nt
Organism: Hemibagrus wyckioides
Lineage: Eukaryota; Metazoa; Chordata; Actinopteri; Siluriformes; Bagridae
Gene: vps9d1
Product: VPS9 domain containing 1
Exons: 16
Coding region: 124-2178 (684 amino acids)
Biological process (GO): vesicle-mediated transport
Cellular component (GO): endocytic vesicle; cytosol
Molecular function (GO): guanyl-nucleotide exchange factor activity; small GTPase binding
Source: RefSeq, a predicted model, not a curated record
UUCGUUUGUUGAUAUAGUUGCUCCGUUCUACUGUGUUUAUUUACUGGCCCAUUGACUGUGUUAUGUGGAUAUUGCUCUUUUGCUCCUAGAUCACUAUUUUAAAAAUUAUUAUAAUUAUGUACAAUGGCCUGUCCUGCCAGUGACAUUAGUCAGAAACCUCUUCAAAAUGCUAUGCGACUGGUAAAAGUGGCUAUUCAGUUGGAUUCGGGUAACAGACAUAAGGAAGCUUACUGUGAAUACUUAAGGAGUGUCAACUACAUCUCUCAUGCCCUACUCCAGGAUGCAGCAUCUAAAGCUGUGGGAGAAAUGGAGGAAGUGGAAGUGGAGAAGAUGGUAAAGUUAGCUGAGCAGUGCUUAGAAAGAAUAAAAUCCUUUAUAGGAAAGAGAAGUGAAACCUCUGCUCCUAAUUCUUCUACAACCCCAGUCCAGGAAUCAUCACCUGCACAGAUAACCCCUCAAACCAGUACCAAAACCUCAGGGACUUUCAAUACAGCAGUGAUGGACCUGAGUAAUUUAUGCCCGAUCAAGCGGAACUCUCGGCAUCGCAGAGUGCAUUCGGAAGGUAAAGGGGAGGACUGUCCAUUUCUGCCCCCCGAACUAUUCCAGAAGCUACAAGUUGUGGAGUCACAAGACAAAAAAGAAUUAACACCUAUUGAGGAGGCUUCGUGUCUGAACCAGAAACUAAAAGCUACUUAUGAGGCACGUAUGGCACGACUUGAUCCCCGUCAAGCCACACAGAAAACAUCACUGACUCUCUCACUUCAGAGACAAAUGAUGGAGAACCUGAUUAUAGCCAGAGCCAGACAAGACGCUCUCCAAAGGAAAAUGGAAGAGAGAAGACUCAGGCUACAGGAGCAAGCCAACAGAAAGUUUUCUUCUUCUGUAAUUUUGACACCUGAGGAGCAGGAGCAGCGGGUUUUGUAUGCAAAUAUAUUGGAAUACGAACAAGAUCAUGAUUGGCCUAAAGUAUGGAAAGCUAGCUUAAUGAAGAAUCCAAAUGAUGCAGCUUUGGUUUCAGGCUUGGUGAACUAUCUUCUUAGCUGCCCAGAACAUCCUGUUGUGAAGCUACUGAAGAAGCUUCAGUAUCAGGUGUAUAACAGGCUAUACCCCAUAAUAAGCCAAACUGCUCCUUCAAGCCCAAAGCCUGGCCACUCGGUGUCUUUAAAGCCAUCACACAGUGCACAGAGCCUGCUGCUCCCUCAUAGUCCGCCGAGUCAGCUCAAGUCUGGCCUAAUCCACAGCCUGUCAGACGCCUCCAUCUCACUGUCGCCACUCCCUGACCUCAAUGCGAACAACGCAGCAUCCAAAAUGGAUUCAGAAGAGCUUCCAACAGUCCCUCCAGACCGGGAGAACUCCUUUGAGGAUCUUGAGCAGUAUAUGACCCAGCUGGACUGGGCUUCAGCUUAUGCAGAUGACACAGUCUCUGAUAUGGCCUUUGAAUUGACCCAAAGUGACAUGGAUUCUCACAUUCAGGACCUGGAGGAGCGAGCUUUAAAAGAACACCUGAAAGCUACAGUCAAAGACAUUCACAAUGCAAUUGAUCGUCUGCUCUCCCUGUGUCUGCUUUCGUUUGAAUGUCUCAACACUGCAAGCGCCAAAGACCAGUGUGUAGCAUGCAUAGAGGAGGUCUUCUUCACCCCAAUAUGGGGCCCUCUACUGGCACUCUUUAGGAAGGUGUAUCACGAUCGAGAGCUGGCUUUUGAGAGCAGUGUUCUCCUGUACCAGAAUGCCUCACCUGGUGAUGUUGGUGUAGCAGAUAAACUAUUCCCCAAAGACCCUGCUGUUCUGCAGGGUUCCUACCCAUACGAGUCUGCAGUGCAGGAACUAAAACUGCUGUGUAAAGGCUGCUGUCCUCAGAAGAAGCUAGAAUGCAUAGUAAGAACACUAAGACUCAUUUGUGCCUGCGCUGAGAAUUACCGUCUUCUUCAAGAGAAUGAUCCAUCACCCAAAACGGCAGCCAUAGGAGCCGAUGAUCUGUUGCCUAUUUUGUCAUAUGUGGCCUUGCGCAGUGAACUCCCUCAGCUAGUCUCUGAAUGUGCUGCACUGGAAGAGUUCAUCCAUGAGGGGUAUCUGAUUGGAGAGGAGGGUUACUGCUUAACCUCAAUGCAGAGUGCACUGAGUUAUGUAGAGUCGCUGCACUUGGGUGAAGCUUCACAGCUGGCUGCCAAACCCACCUGAGUCAGGAUGAGGGGCAUGCAAGUUGGUGUUGUCUGAGUUCUCCACAGAAACACAUAAAAUGUUAGUAAAAGCUGUAACAGCCCAGUUGUGCAAACCGACAAUGCAGUUUAUUUAGCUUAAUAAAAAUAUCUCUUCAAGCAACAAGUAAAGCAAUGGAGAGUGAAGGGAGAGGCUCUUGUGUGCAUGUUCAAUUCAUAAGUUUAGUAUUUAGUGUUUUUGCUGAAGUGUUGUGAUGUAAACCACAACUGAACUUGGUUAUGUUCUUAUAAUGGCAUGUCCUGAUACCACAGCAAUUUUCCAAUAAUUGUUUAUUUGUAUAACACAUCAUAAUUUAUAUGCUGCUUUUUAUUAUACAUAUGUAUGUGUAAUAUACAUGUAUAUAUGUAUGUAUAUGUGUGUAUGCAUAUGCACACACACGUGUACAUUUUUUAAUGCAUUCUAAGUACAAAACAUUAUUAUAAUUUGAAAUUGUAUAGCCUGUCACUAUUAGUCAUCUGUCGUCUGAAUUGCUUGUGUGACUAGAUUGUUUUGUGUUUACACAGUGGUUAGGAGAUGCAUAUUUUGCAGACCGCCUGCUUUUCUCUCUAGUCCUUCAGUCCAGGGCAUGAACUUCUCAAUCCUCCUCAUCAGGGCUGCAAGAUUAAACACUCCUCUCCCAUUCAACACAGACCGUAGAAGAGGUCACACAAAGUGAGCUUUCCAGCCUCCAAAGCGUGAGAGCUCUGAAUCCUUCUGUGUUGCAGAAUUACGUCCCAAAUGGUCUCGGGUUAUAGAAGUGGAAUCAGGUUGACGUUAUGAGGGAAUUGUUUUGGGUGUUUAUCUCAUUUAGUGGAAAAAUGAAAUCAAAUAGCAUGCCUAAUCUUAUUGUUUCUUCAUCCUAUUUUGUUUUCCUCAUAAUGUAGUUGUUAGAAGUGCUUUUCUGUGCCUGAAUAGAAAGCUAAAGCACUGUAACCAUGUGCUUUUACCCAGGCUAGUACAGAUAUAUUCUCAAGAAGUGUAAUGGCAUCAUAUUCUAUGACUCUUUUGACAUUCAUUUUUUAGAGAUGGCUAUGACUAACUUUUUUUCCCCCUAAAUAUUGCUAUUUAAAUUUGUUUUAUCAUUGUGUAAAUCUUGAAGAAAAACUGACCUGCUGUUUUAAAGAGGCACAGUAUAGUUAAUGCAACUGAGUAUGUUUCCGACAAAUAGAAUCCUAUUAAGUGUUUUGGGGACAUGUAUGCUUUGGUGAAUGAUGCUCUACCAAGACAUGGCAGAAGGGACUGCUUGCACUAUCCACAUCCUGAUCUUAAAAAUGGAAUGUUAUGAGAGAGAUGCCAGACACUUUUAAUUAUUUUUAUAUUAUGUUUGACUGUGGUAGGUGACCUGGAUCAGCACUUUGAGAAGCUUAACACAUGGUCUUGGACUGCAUAUUUAAAAAAAAAAUUACUGGAUAUUAUCUUUACGGUUUCUGAAAUACAUUAUACAUAUUGCACUUCUUUGGGUUUUUUUUUCCUCCUAAUGUUCUAUAUUUACUACAGCCAGUUAUAUAUAUAUAUAUAUGGUCAUGUUUACUGUACUGCUGCUUUAAAAUGUUUUACUGAACUAAAGUUCCUGAUAUUUACUAUUGUACAAAAAUGUUAUUUCAACAUUUCGAGAGAGAAAAAAAGUGAAUUGUACCAAAAGAGAGGUCUUGAAACUUUCAUAAUUUUGCCAACAUUCACUUUCCACUAGAAGGUUUAAAUUUUAUACUCUUUUUUUUUUUUUUUUUUUUUUUUUUUAUGUGAAACUUUUUGAUGCUUCAGUGUAUUUUAGACUUCAUUACAAUCACACAAAGUGAAGAAAAACAUAGUGUAUGUGCUUAAAAUCCUGGCACUGCUGUACCAUAUAUGUAAUGUAAAUAUGUAUCUAACCUAAAGUAAAAAAUGUCUAAUAUAAAUAUGUAUUUGUGUCAUAGAUUGUAGAUCACCGGCUGCAAUCAUGUCAGUCUGUUGUAUGUUUGCUGUAUUGCAUCUGUUAAUGAUCUCUAAUGUGAAUUUGUUGAAAAGAAUGCAUGGGAGUGUGUGAUAGGAUUUGGAUUUUCUAAUAAUAAAAACAUAAGUAAU